UCAAGUACCGCUGCGGCGCUGCAGGUACAACCCAUCAAUCGACAGUACCAUAUUCCAGCAAAUAAUCCCUUCGGAAGAUUGCAGAAUAACAUACCAUUGCUCUUACGAAUCUAUCUCAGGCUUACAGGAUUCACGCUGCUACGUCUACAGUCUACUGGAUCUGUCUGAAACUAUCCGUACACCAUGGCUUACUUUUUCACGUCACCGGUCGAUGUCGAUGUCAAGCUCGAGGGGGAAGAAUCACGUAAACAAGUGGAGAUGAAAGUAGAGAAGGAACAUGGCGUCUCCUGUCCCGUUUACUAUGAUGGUGACUCUGUGGGCGGUCAGAUAACCAUACGAGUUCGGGAUGGAAAGAAGAUGACACACGAUGGAAUCAAAGUCGAAUUUGUUGGCAGCAUUGAACUCUUCUAUGACCGCGGCCAUCACCACGAAUUCUUGUCGCUUUCACAAGAGCUGGCUUCACCAGGUGAAAUGAGACAGGCUCAAACUUUUGAUUUCCUUUUCAAAAACGUGGAAAAGCAGUUUGAGAGUUACCAGGGUAUCAACGUAAAGCUUAGAUACUUUAUACGAGUAACCGUAUCAAGGAGAAUAGCAGAUGUAACGAAAGAGAAGGACCUAUGGGUUCACUCUUACCGCAUGCCUCCCGACAGCAACAAUUCAAUAAAGAUGGAAGUUGGCAUCGAAGACUGUCUACACAUUGAAUUCGAGUAUAACAAAUCAAAGUAUCAUUUGAAGGAUGUUAUUGUCGGCAAGAUUUACUUCUUGCUCGUUAGAAUCAAGAUCAAACACAUGGAACUUUCUAUUAUUCGCCGCGAAACGACAGGAUCCCCACCAAACCAAUACAAUGAGAGUGAGACCAUCACGAAGUUCGAGAUCAUGGACGGUGCUCCAGUACGGGGGGAAACUAUCCCAAUCAGGCUGUUCUUAGGUGGUUUUGAUCUAACACCGACAUUCCGGGACGUGAACAAGAAAUUCAGCACACGAUAUUACUUGAACCUAGUCCUUAUUGAUGAGGAAAACCGACGUUAUUUCAAGCAACAGGAAAUUACCAUAUUUAGGAUACCAGAGAAUUGAUAUCAUUUUCCUUUAUUUCUCCGUGUACAUAGUGUUCCACUUUUUCCACUGGCAGCGUCUCAAACAUGAACCUGGGAGCGUAAGUCACUCUGGUCAGGCGCUAAUAUGGUCUGCCGGUGAGUCUUCCCAACAUGAUGUAUCUUUUUGUUUGGGAUGGUCUAUACUGCAACGAGUCAUUCCCAAGAGAAUUGGUCCAUUAAAAGUCAUUCAUGCACGAUCCAUAUUAAUAAUCAAACAGUUUAAAGACAGCUGACGUGGUUACAGGGUUUAAAUGUAAAUGAUACACAAUAGUCCAUAAUCUAUCCAUGAGUCUGUCGAUAGGUAUCUCUGUAAGUUAACACAUGACAAAAUCACGGAUAGCUUAGUAUCUAAUCCGUCAAGAAAAAGCUCCGUCCUUCCGCAAAUUCGUCAUUUUCUCUGGUGGUACUGAGCUCACUUAUUGGGUUGUUCACAGGCGGCGCGACAUCGCCCAUAUCCCUGACUGAGCCAUGUUGGGACAUUACUCGCUCCCUCGUCAACUGAAAGACUACAUUUGUAGGGGUUGGUGUCAUCCUCAUCGGCACUCGUCCCACGCUGAGCCGUGGUACCAACGGAAUAUCUGAUCUCGAGGGCGGGAAAUUUUGCCUUGCCACGUCUGGUGGACCCCGAAAGUUCGCCGAAAUAUUAGCUCCCUCUGCAGGCCCACUUCUGUACUGCUCGAUAUCACCCCGAGUAAGCGUCUGGAUUUGAGAGCGACCCGCUGCGGCAAGCCAUUCAGCCGACUGGACACUGUAUUCGCUGUCUAUCUGGCUUUGUCUGCUUUGUCUGCUUUGUCUGCUUUGCCUACUUCUUCUGCGUGCAUCCAUGUCUGUUGAGAAGGUUUGAGCACCUUCAGCUCCGGGACUGGUGGUAUGACGUUUGGAAUAGACAGUUGUACCAGUCCAAGGCGUGGUAAGACUGACAGGGGAUGCGG
Serpula lacrymans var. lacrymans S7.9 is the source of this 2026-nucleotide messenger RNA. RefSeq lists its product as uncharacterized. Gene Ontology annotation, biological process: retrograde transport, endosome to Golgi; intracellular protein transport. The coding region runs from base 184 to 1074 and encodes 296 amino acids. The transcript is spliced from 8 exons. The record is from RefSeq and is a predicted model, not a curated record. Gene Ontology annotation, cellular component: endosome; retromer complex. Lineage: Eukaryota; Fungi; Basidiomycota; Agaricomycetes; Boletales; Serpulaceae.